AUGUCAAGCCAGAACCCGGCAACUCCCGUCAAGGUGCCCUCGGCGGCCGCCAACUACACGGCCGCCACGCUCGACCCAGACCUCAGAUCCCAGAUCAACUCGUUACUGAUAAAAGAAGGCCAUGUCACAAAGAUCCAAGAUCAUCUCCUUCAUGCCCUCCACGCGCACCCCUCCAACUGGCCCACCACCGUCCAGAACCACGCCCUCUCCCUGCUCCGCUCUGGCGAAGUAUCCUCCUUCCCCGCUCUCCUGCGCCGCGUCAUCGAGGACGUCCGGCAAGACACCGCCCUCUCCCCCAAUGCCAACGGGAGCACUGGCAAGGCCGUCAACGGUGCGUCUGAAGAGAACGGCGGCGGCGCAGGAGGAGUGAACGGAAAGAAGGCCGAAGGAGUGAAUGGUUCAACCAACAACGCCCGGCCAAGCCUAGCCGUGCCGCAGUCUGUGGUCGAAGAAGCGCUUCUGGUGACGCGCGAGUGCCUGGACGCCGUGUGUGAGAUGGAAGAGAGCGGUGCAACAUGA
This is a messenger RNA of Thermothielavioides terrestris NRRL 8126, 519 nucleotides long. RefSeq lists its product as uncharacterized. The transcript has 2 exons. Lineage: Eukaryota; Fungi; Ascomycota; Sordariomycetes; Sordariales; Chaetomiaceae. Bases 1 to 519 code for a protein of 172 amino acids. The record is from RefSeq and is a predicted model, not a curated record.